AAAACAGAUGGCGUAUUUGACGCCACCAGACAAGGUGCCGCCUGCCCACAGAAUCCAUUUUUUCUCGCCCCAAACGAAAAAGUUUCCGAGGACUGCCUGACCAUGAACAUCUUUGUCAAAAAUCCCAAGUACGCCACCAUCAACGCCAAAAAGGUCUUGGUUUGGAUACACGGCGGCUCCUACCUCUUCGGCUCCUCCUUCCUCUACGACGCCGGAAGCCUCGUGACGAAACACGACGUCAUCGUCGUGACCAUCCACUACAGGCUGGGCGUCCUCGGCUUUCUGAGCACCGAAGACGAGGCCAGCCCCGGAAACUACGGUCUGUGGGACCAGGCGCUGGCGAUUGAAUGGGUCAAAGCCAACAUCAGGGAUUUCGGCGGCGAUCCGGACGACAUCGCCAUCGCCGGGGAAUCGGCGGGAGCCGCCUCUGUUUCGACCCUGUCUAUAAGUCCGUAUACCGACGGCCUUUUCACAAAGGCGUACUCUCAUAGCGGCAGUGCGACAUCUUUAUUCUCGCGAUACACUGAUGCUAAAGGUGAUGCACUUCUCUUGGCGAAAUCCCUAAACUGUACGAAGAUUGUUGCCCAAACGUAUCUCAGUCCUACGGCGUCCAAAGCUCUGAUUCAGUGUCUGAGAACCAAACCCGCCGACCUUCUUGUACCCCCUCCAGAACUUCUUAGAAGUACGUUCGUUCCCCGGGUCGAUGGGGACUUUAUCCCGAGACCACCGAUCGAACUCUUACGUGACUCCCAAUACCUGCAGAGCGUUGGAUUUUACCGCAGGAAAUAUCUGGUCGCAAUUAACAAUAACGAAAUGAGCGCCAUUGAUCCCCGUUACGCGCCCGCCAAGGCCAACUUCUACGCUUCCAGUAAUUUGACCACUUCCGCAAAGGAUGCGCUGUGGCGGUACUUCGCAAUCUACGGCCGCACUGCCGAACGCUUGGAAGUGGCCGAGGCUGACCCAACAGUGGCCGAGGCGGUUGGGAGCUGGUACGAAGACCGAUACCCGGGAGAGUCCGGCUACACUCAGGUUUUGAACGACCUGCAGUUCACGAUUCCGACCUUCGACGUCCUCAACGCGGUUGCCCUCAACCGGGCCUCGUCCGCCUGGCUGCUGUACUUCAACCACUAUCCGAGCUUCAUGCGAGGGGAGAGGAGGGGAAUGAUCCACGCGUUAGAUCUGGUCUACUGGUUUGAUAUCUCCACCGACGUCAUCAACAGUUUCGUCGGUGCGGGCGCCGUCGGGGCGUUCAGCGAGGACGAACUCUGGCUGAAGAAAUUGUACUCCUCGAUCGUUGCCGAAUUCAUCAAAACUGGGUGA
Messenger RNA from Lymnaea stagnalis (great pond snail), 1320 nucleotides. Lineage: Eukaryota; Metazoa; Mollusca; Gastropoda; Lymnaeidae. The record is from the annotation of a GenBank genome assembly.